GGGGAAGAAGAGGUGAGAAGGAGCGAAAGACGUCAACAGAGCAGGACCCACAAACACCCGGAGGCUAAAAGAGAGGAGAGGGGCGAGGUGGAGAGCGAGCGUCGGAGAAACCUGUGGGCUCAGACGCAGGGGGAGACGGGGCCGGAGCCUUUCGGACGAGCUCCCGGACCACGCAGUGGGCUUGAGGGGUCCGGUCGCCUUUCGAGGAACCUAGACAAGGGGCAGCCCAAGGGCCUGAUGACACCAGGCAACCCCAAGAUGGAGCUCAGGGACCCCGAGAACCAGGAGGAUGGGGACCCAGAGGAGGACACAGCCACGGCCCUCCAGCGGCUCGUGGAGCUGACAGCCACCAGGGUGACCCCAGUGAGGAAUCUGCGGGCCCAGUAUCGCCUCAUCCGAAAGCUGGGCUCGGGCUCCUACGGCAAAGUGCUCCUCGCCCGGCCUCGCCAAGGGGGUCCGGCGGUGGCUCUGAAGCUCCUGCGUCGGGACUCGGUCCCGAGAACCACCUUCCUGAGGGAGUUCUGCGUGGGCCGCUGCGUCUCGUCCCACCCGGGCUUGCUCCAGACCCUGGCGGGACCCCUGCAGACCCCCCGGCACUUCGCCUUCACCCAGGAGUACGCGCCCUACGGGGACCUCAGCGGGCUGCUGCAGGAACGGGUGAGGCAGGCAGGGGACAGAGGCUGGGACUGCUCAUCUCAGGCGCCACUUUGUCCCAAAGCCCACUGCUAUCUCCAACCCCGAGUCCCAAAUCAGUCCCCAUCUUAGCUCCCCUCAAAGCCCCCAAACGACCUCCUGAUUCCUAAUUCUCAAUGCAAUUUCAUGGCGGACCCCAACCCUCAUUCAUCCAAACACAAGCUUGGAGGGGCAGGGAGGUGGGGUUGGGACGGAGGGCGGAUUAGGUCUGAUGACGGCGGUGGGGAUGGAGACAGAGCUGGGAUUCCAGUGAG
Messenger RNA from Myotis brandtii (Brandt's bat), 947 nucleotides. RefSeq lists its product as uncharacterized. Bases 238 to 765 code for a protein of 175 amino acids. Gene Ontology annotation, biological process: protein phosphorylation. Lineage: Eukaryota; Metazoa; Chordata; Mammalia; Chiroptera; Vespertilionidae. Gene Ontology annotation, molecular function: protein serine/threonine kinase activity; ATP binding. The record is from RefSeq and is a predicted model, not a curated record. The transcript has 3 exons.